This is a messenger RNA of Dermochelys coriacea (leatherback sea turtle), 2627 nucleotides long. Its product is annotated as zinc finger protein 501-like. Bases 504 to 2372 code for a protein of 622 amino acids. The record is from RefSeq and is a predicted model, not a curated record. Gene Ontology annotation, molecular function: DNA-binding transcription factor activity, RNA polymerase II-specific; RNA polymerase II cis-regulatory region sequence-specific DNA binding. Gene Ontology annotation, cellular component: nucleus. Gene Ontology annotation, biological process: regulation of cytokine production; regulation of immune system process; central nervous system development. The transcript is spliced from 5 exons. NCBI's taxonomy places the organism in Eukaryota, Metazoa, Chordata, Testudines, Dermochelyidae.
CAGCUGAGAGCGGCUGCAUCCGGCGCUGGCAGAGGCGAGAGUUUCGGGCUCCCAGAGGCUGCCGCAGCCCCAGCGAUCGCCGCAGAGGACGAGACGGCGCGCGGCUCCUGAGCGGUCCGUGGUCCCAGCUGCUAGAAGAGGCUGCCGCUGCCUCCAUCGUGAGCCGCUGCUGCUGCCCAGCGGGCUCCGUGCGGGGAGAGCCCUUCCCUAGCGCCCCCCGGGGCCCGGCCGGGGGGACUUUCUGCGGGGGCUGCAACCAGCCCCGGGCUCUGCCGACACCAGCCCCCGAGCCGGAGCCUGCAGUGUGGGUAAGAGCGCUCCCCAGAGACGAGCUUGCCAGGACCCUGAGAUAACUGUAGCUGGACCAAGCUCAGACAGAGAAAAAGAAAGUGGAGCAGAUUUUUCCAGUUUCCCAAAGGUUAUGUGAUUUCCCAUCUGGAACCAGAGGCAGAGCUGUGAAUCCCAAAUCUCCAGGGCUUUGAGGAAAGGGAGAUCCUUAAAACAUGAACACAGAAGGUGAUGGGACGGUGGGUGAGAAACAGGAGGAGAAUCCACAGCAGGAAGGUUCUCAGCAAGUGGAACCAUGUGGGACAGUAUUGGGAAGAUCCAAAGUUUCCUUGAGUCCUGAGCAAGAAGGUGGCCGUGAGACUCAGCGCAGGUCAGAGAGGCAGAAGAGCAACCAGCAAAGGAAGAGAGAGGAUGAAUCCACUUGCCAAGGGAGAAGUUUGGAAGAUCCUAGUGAAAUCAUGGUCCAACCACGAUUCCAUAUGAAAGAGAAACUGUAUAACUGCCCAGAGUGUGGGAAAAGCUUUGCUCAGAUAUCAAAUCUCCUGGUACAUCAGAGAAUCCACACGAGAGAGAGACCCUAUAAAUGCCCUGACUGCGGGGAAAGCUUCACGCUGAACUCAGACAUUAUUUCCCAUCGCUCAGUCCACACAGGAGACAGGCCCUAUAGCUGCCUUGAGUGUGGAAAAUGCUUUGCUAAUUUCUCAUCCCUUAUUUCACAUAGACGAAUCCACACGGGGGAGAGACCCUAUACGUGCUCCGACUGCGGGAAGAGCUUCAAGCGGAGUUCAGACCUUAGUAAACACCGGAGACUCCACACAGGAGAGACGCCCUAUAAAUGCCCCGAGUGCGGGAAAAGCUUCACUCAGAGCUCAAACCUGGUUUCGCACCAGAGAAUCCACACAGGAGAGACACCCUAUAAAUGCCCUGACUGUGGGAAAAGCUUUAAACAAAGAUUCAGCCUCAUUGUACAUCAAAGAAUCCACAUCGGAGAGAGAUCCUAUAAAUGCCCCGACUGCGGGAAAACGUUUAGUAACAGCUCCCAACUUAUUAGACAUCGACGAAUCCACACAGGAGAGAAGCCCUAUAACUGCUCUGAAUGUGGGAAAAGCUUCAGUCAGAGCUGGGGAGUCCUUAGACAUCAGAGAAUCCAUUCAGCAGAGACACCCUAUAAAUGUUCUGUCUGUGGGAAAAGCUACAAGGGGAAGGAUUCGCUGAAGUCCCACCAGAAAAUCCACACUAAAAAGAAAUCGUAUAACUGCCCCGAGUGUGGGAAAAGCUUCACUCAGACAUCAAAUCUUAUUAUACAUGAGAGAAUCCACACAGGGCAGAGACCCUAUAAAUGUCUUGAGUGUGGGAAAAGCUUCAGGCAGAGAUCAGACCUCAGUAAACAUCAGCGAAUCCACACGGGAGAGACCCCUUAUAAAUGCCCCGACUGCGGGAAAAGCUUUAAGCAAAGAUUCAGCCUCAUCGUACAUCACCGAAGUCACACUGGAGAGACCCCUUAUAAAUGCAAUGACUGCGGGAAAGGCUUCACCCAGAGCACCAACCUGGUUUCGCACCAGAGGAUCCACACGGGAGAGACACCCUAUAAAUGCGCCGAUUGUGGGAAGAGCUUCAAGCAAAGAUUCAGCCUCAUCGUACACCAGAGAAACCACACCGGAGAGAGAGCCUAUAAAUGCGCUGACUGCGGGAAAAGCUUCAAGCAGAGCUCGGAGCUCAUUUCGCACCAGAGAAUCCACAUUGGAGAGAGGCCCUUCAAAUGCACGGAGUGUGGGAAAAACUUCAGUCAGAGCUCAGGACUGAUUAGACAUCGGAGAACCCACACAGGAGAGAAACCCUACAAGUGCAUCGACUGUGGGAAAGGCUUCAGUCAGAGCUCGGGACUCGUUAGGCAUCGGAGAACCCACACAGGGCAGAAACCCUAUGACUGCCCUGAGUGCGGAAAAAGCUUCACUCAGAGCUCAGCCCUUAUCAUACAUCAGAGAGUCCACACGGGAGAGGCACCCUAUCGAUGUUCUGUCUGUGGGAAAAGCUACAAGGUGAAGGACUCCCUCAUUUCCCACCAGAAACUCCACACAGGAUAGGAGGCAAAGGGAGCACUCACAGCGGGGCAAUGGGUCUGUGCCCUCCUGAAGCAAAGUAUAAACAUAUUUCCUUUGAGGAUGCUCUUGGGAGGGGAGCAAGAGGGAUGGAGCAUAGGCACCGAGUCCUUGGGAACUCCAGGGCUGGAGCACCCACAGAAGAAAAAUAGUGGGAACUUAGCACCCACUGGCAGCCCUAUGGGUCAGUGCCUCCCCCCGCCCCCAGUGCCUCCAGCCCGUCUGUGCUCCCCCGAUCGG